Strongylus vulgaris is the source of this 1069-nucleotide messenger RNA. NCBI's taxonomy places the organism in Eukaryota, Metazoa, Nematoda, Chromadorea, Rhabditida, Strongylidae. The record is from the annotation of a GenBank genome assembly.
UUAACAUUCCUACAAGAUGUUUAUAAUUUCUUGAGUCCAACUUUAGCCGCUUAUCGAUAUUAACGGCCUCCCCCCGUCUCAUCGUGGCGUGGGUGUGACUCUGGGUGCCGAACUGCGAAGUACAGCGGAGGUUUAUUCUCCAGCAGGGUCCCCCAAGAUUUCGGACCAAAAGGACACUCCAACCACUCGCCAUGGAGACUGUCUCAUGCUCUGCACCUACAACACUAGGACAGUUUCCACGAAAGCCGAUCUUCACGACGUUCUCGAAGCUGCAAGGCGCGUAGACUACUACGUAGUCGCCUUGCAGGAAAUAAAGUCUAAGAAGACGGACGUGACGCAGCUGAGUGAUGGCACACUCAUCAUUCGUGGUGAGAAAGCAUCAUUCAGAACGCUGGAGACGCCGGAUUUGUCGUCCACCCAUCUGAUGCCUAUCUUGUCGAUUCCCACGAGAUCCUAUCAUUUCCUGCUGAUGACUCGAAACUUGAUGCUUUUUAUGGGGAUUUGGAGGAAGUCAUCUGCAAAGAGAAGUCCUUCUACAAAAUUGUCGUUGGUCACUUCAUCAAAAAUCGGGAUGUCAGAAAAGAGGAGCACUGGAUCGGGAGAUUUGGAUCAGGACUCCGGAAUGAGAAUGGGAACCGUCUCGUUGGCUGCCGCACGCCUUUUUCAUGGCAAAUUAUCUUCAAGAAGAAAGAACACCGGUGCUGGACAUGAGUUACCCAACGGUACAACUUAUGCGGAGAUCGACCACAUUCUCGUCAACCGAAGAAGAAAGAACACGCUGGACAUGAGUUACCCAACGGUACAACUUAUGCGGAGAUCGACCACAUUCUCGUCAACCGAAGGUGGUGCUUACUGGACGUCUCAGUCGUACCAUUCUCCAGCAGUGGUUCGCAUCACCGCCUCCUUCGAGCAAAAGUGCGAUUCAGCCGAAAGUUUGUCCGAGAAAGGUUUGUCGCCAUGUUGGAAAGAGAAGAGAAUUCGUAGGCCCCUGACCACUUGUGAUUGCCCCAUUGAGGAGGACCCAACUAAAGACUAUGACCUCUUCUUAGAGGCUAAGGGCCUAUGGUGA